AUGGUAGACGUCUGUUUAAAACAUGGAGCAAACCCAAGCAACAGGGGAGGUCCUGGGGUAACUGGCCUAAUGCUAGCGUGUGAGAAGCUAAAUGAUCUUUUAAUAUAUCCACCUGUGGUGGAACAGGUGGUGUCGUUACUCUUGAAGCACGGAGCUGAAGUGAAUCAACAGGAUUUUUAUGGGCGUACUGCGCUUCACUAUGCAUUUAAAUGCAUACAUGACAAUCAUCGUUUUCUAUUAAAAAACCUUGCUCAAAAACAACGUAUUGUUAAAAUCCUUAUUCAGCACAACGCAAACAUUUAUCUAAAAGAUUCGUCUGGACUUUCCGCCAUUGAUAUGGCUAAGCGUGAGGAACACGAAUCUUGGUUAAAAACCGACGAAGCAUCAUUGACAGGGACAUGAUAGAGAUCGUGCUCCGAAGAAAACUAAAGCCAGCUUCAAUCUGAACGAGUCCCUUAUUCAAAAGAAAGCGAGACUCGCACGAGAAACUCUUUGUCUUUGGAAAACUUGCAUCUGAUAAAAAUCUUAAACUUUCUCUAUUACUUGGAACCCAAAAACUAACCUUAGCAACCAACGCACGUAUGAACUUUCAAUUACGUAGACCAAUCAUUAAAUUUAAAAGACUUUCUAUUCCAUCCAUGCUAUACCGUACUUAUCGUCGUAAUCAAGACAGUUGUUGUAUGUAAAUAGCAAACAUAUAAGUAAUUUUACU
Messenger RNA from Paramuricea clavata, 712 nucleotides. The record is from the annotation of a GenBank genome assembly. Lineage: Eukaryota; Metazoa; Cnidaria; Anthozoa; Malacalcyonacea; Plexauridae.